UGGGAUGGUUGGUUUGCCUGUUCAGACGUGUGGUUGAGUUAGUCUCAAGCUUUAGUAGGUGCUGUGUAUUUACAUACUGUCUGCACAACAACCUGCUCUUCAUUUGCCAUCACUUCUGUAAUGGUCAAAUGUUUUUCUAGUUCUGGUAUUGCAAAACACCUCCUCCCUUAUCUUAUGGGAGCCAUUCCAGCUGCCCUGUUUUUAUCACAUUGAAAACUCCUCUGUCUUCAGUCUCUGGCUCUAGAGGACCAAAAUGUGCCAGUAGCUGCCAACUGUCUGUCUUGGGGAUGGUGGGGCAUUUAUGUAAUAAAGACACCAAAACCUGGAUAGCUGGAGCUUUGCACCAGAAGAUCUAUAAAUAAAACUGCUUGUUAAAAUAAACAUUCUUAAAAGCGUAUGUCAAGUUAUCAGUGGAGGAGGUGAACCUUGCACCCCAAAACAACCCCACCCUGAAACCUCUUGCUUGCUCUGAUAAGGGAAAGUUUGGUUUGUUGGAUUUUUUCUUUUUUUUUUCUAGUUUCAGAUUACAGCAGAACCUCUUCCACAAAAUCCAUACAGGCUAAUUAGUUGUACCUUCUAAUAUAUUUUUGGGGAUUUUUUUCCAAAUAAUGCAUCAUGUAAGGCAUUGUUUGGCUUAUGAAACUGAUCACUUAGGCUACAACAAGGCCUUCAGCUGCACUCUGUGCUAUUAUUGAUGCAUGUUGCUGGUGUCUGUCACACAAGUGGAGAAGAAACUCCUUGAACAGGAGGCAGCUGUCUGCCUGUAUUUGCCCAGCCCAAAAUGUUGCCCCCUUGGGCCUAAACGGCUCCCACAAGCCUGCUGCGCUCCUCUGUGGCUUCUGGGUAGUUGCUGUCAGCAUGCUUUGUGAAUGUGAAGUAGUGCUUUUGACGGCUUCCUGCUCUGCCAGGAUUUUGCAAAAUGGCUUUAUACAGCACCUCCUGGCAGGGGGCCAAGCAUGCGGUUGCCUUUUCCCCCAUCGCACCGUAGCUGCUAACCACAGAGACCGGGAUGGCUUCCGAGGCUUUGAGGGGAGACGGGCUGUUUUCCUGCCCUGCAGAGAUCUGAGGGGUUGAUAGACCACUUCAAGCUUAGAACUGGAGAGGCCUGGGUCCUUGUCUUCCAGUUAGGGUGGUGUCAGGAAUCUUUCAGGGGUGGAAGUGGGAUUAUUUUUAUUUUUUUUAUUUUUUAAUUUUUUCUACCUGGCUUGCACAUCCUUGUUCAGAGGGAUGACUUCUGGCAGAGCCCUGCAGAAAGGGAGCAAGCUUGUUACGGCUGCAUUACUGGCCCAGCUACACAGACUGGGCAGCGGCAGAGCUUGUCAGCUUGGGGUGGGAAACUACAAGUCAGAAGAUGUAUCCUCUCGCUUGUUUCCUGAAAGAAAAAUAUGCUUAUUGUCAGUUUAAAGGCGUUCAAAACAUGAGAGGUACAGAGUGGCUUCGGAAAGGAUUUGUCUGAGCCGUGGUCCCUCUGUAUAAGCAUCAGCUGCCUGUCAUUACAGCGUGCUAUAAUGUUAUGUUCUGCAAUGAUGGCAACAAAAAACUGGUGAUCAAGAGAACUGUCUGUUGAAGGAGCAAUUACCAGUACGCACAAACAGUUCAUCAGAAUUUAAACAACUAAGGAUGCCAGACAAAUUAUUCCAUCCCAUCCUAUUGUCCCACCUAAAUUUGUAAGGUGCAUCGGAGAAAGAAGAAAAUACUCUGCUUUUUUCUAGUCUAUGCCUUUAAAAAUACUCCUGACUGCAGUAGUGUAGAUAUGGCUCCUGGGCAUAGCAAACUGGUUACUCAUAGCUAGAGUGUUGUAGAUAUGACUCUUCUGCAUAGGAAAUGAGUUUUAAAAAGGCAUCGUAAACCAAAAGGUUAGUGAAACAUUGAUCGUCAGUAACAAACCUUCCCGUUCGCCGCGGUAGGAUAUUACCCUGAUUCCAAUAUAAUGAAGAUAAUAAUAUGUGCUGAUUUCUUUUUAAGCAGAUCAAUAUUGUGAAGUCAGUAUACUUCGCCAAGAUGAACUCUAAAUAUAGAUUGAAAGGGACAGUCUGUUUCAUAGCUGCCUUCAUGGGUCCUGCAGGAGCUGACAGGCUCCUAUGGGUCUAAAAGUAGAGAGAGGCAUUUUCUUCGGGUGAUUUUCACGGCUGAUUUCUUCUAUGCUGGCACACUACCUGAACGCGGUUAUGUUCUCAAGUUGUUAAGAAGAGUCCUCCCUGAAGUUGCAGGGAGGUACUAAUCAAAAUACCCAGGAGAAACAACUGCUCUUUGGAAGCUAAAAAUAGCCAAAACCCUCUGUGCACGAGGUGGUAACUUCUAGCACGCCGCUGUUGAAACGCAGGGCUCCUUAACGCUUGCGGCUGGCCACGGAUGUGCUUGUGGGGAGAGAGCGGAGCCAGCGCUGCUGGGGAGGUGGCUCGCAGACCCCGCCGCCUGGCACCACGCCACAUUCGAGCGGAAGGAAAGUGGACGCAGCCAUCUGUCUCCAAAUUACUCCCACACACCUAAAAGUCAUACGCUAGAUACAAUGGAGAGGCCUUCCUUGGAAAUUAACCUGUCUGAUACUCAUGAAGAAGGAAAACUUUAUGUAGUUGAUUCCUUAAACAACCUAAACAAACUAAAUGUUUGUCCAGAGGCAUCCCAACAUGCACUAGAUGAGGAAGAGAACACUGGUGGUACUGGAGAAAACACGGCAGGGAGCAACGUAAGAAACCCGUGUUUGUUCUUCGUCACCUUUAUUCUUACUUUGAUCGUCAGUUUGGCACUUGUUUCGUUCGUAAUAUUCUUAAUAAUUCAAACUAGAAACAAGAUGGACCAAAUAUCAAGCAGACUAAUAUCUGAAAAGAAGAACAUAGAAGAGCUUAAGAAAAUGAACAAUAUGAUAUUAAAGCAUCUAAAUCAAUCAGGAAUUAAGAAAAAGGGGAGAUACCUCUUCACACAGUCUCCUGAUCUUCAUGAUUACCUCCUUACCCAUGCUGAGCUGAAAGUCGCUGGAGAAUAGAUCUUCUUUGGAAUUAAAUUCAGCGUAUUCAUGUACUUAGAUAUUUUCACAUAUAGCACACAGGUUACUUAAACAUUCUGAUAUGGUCACAGGAGCACUGGGAAAGCCCUCUGAAUGAAAAAUAUUUGAAAAUAAUAUUUUAUCCUGUUUUAUGUGAAUAUAGAUUUUGAAAACUAAACCCAUAUUAUUUAUGAUAAGCAAUGGAUUGUCAACAAUUUGGGGCAGGAGUUCCAGAUUCUCUAUGCAUUGUAAAUUGCAAGGCUAAGGGUUUAGUUUUACUUUAAAUGUAAGUGAAUGGUCACAGAAAAUAGUGAUUUCUAUUUACA
Egretta garzetta (little egret) is the source of this 3309-nucleotide messenger RNA. It is a transcript of the gene LSMEM1, whose product is annotated as leucine rich single-pass membrane protein 1. Bases 2510 to 2983 code for a protein of 157 amino acids. The record is from RefSeq and is a predicted model, not a curated record. The transcript is spliced from 5 exons. NCBI's taxonomy places the organism in Eukaryota, Metazoa, Chordata, Aves, Pelecaniformes, Ardeidae.